This is a messenger RNA of Cherax quadricarinatus, 11481 nucleotides long. Its product is annotated as zinc finger protein 84-like. Gene Ontology annotation, biological process: regulation of transcription by RNA polymerase II. Gene Ontology annotation, cellular component: nucleus. Gene Ontology annotation, molecular function: RNA polymerase II cis-regulatory region sequence-specific DNA binding; DNA-binding transcription factor activity, RNA polymerase II-specific. The record is from RefSeq and is a predicted model, not a curated record. NCBI's taxonomy places the organism in Eukaryota, Metazoa, Arthropoda, Malacostraca, Decapoda, Parastacidae.
UCCAACAAUAACAACAACACAGCUGCCUGUCACUGUCGUCACCUUUGUUUACCUCACUAAGGACACCACCAAGAACACCACCAAGAACACCACCAAGAACACCACCAAGAACACCACCAAGAACACCACCUAGAGCACCACCAAGAGCACCACUUAACAGUGUUCACCAGUCAUCCUGGAUACACAGGUGAAAGAGUGAAUUAAUAAUCAGAGUGAUUUCAGUGGGCUUGGUUGGAGCGAAAUGAGAAUGGAGGAACACUGCAGCAAGCCUACUGGCUCAUAGAGGAUGUUGGCAAGUUUGCAUCUCUAGGUAAUCACUCACUCAGGUUUGACCCUUGCACCAGAAAAAAUACUACUCAUGGAGUUCCAGUACUCAGUAACAUAAGGCUCAUGUAAGUGGCAUAAAUAAUGAAAUGUGUAUAGUGACAGCACUCUGUAAUUGCAGUGUUAGAAAUACUACAUUUACAGUUUAAACAUCAGUGUCAUAAAUCUCUUGUAACAUGAAUCCUGUUACAUCCUUAGCAGUCUAUUGAAACUUGUUCAUUCAGAUAGUCUUAUGUACAUCAUUAUCACUGCUACACAAGUACUAGAAUCAAUAUGAACUGUGCUAAAAUUCAUCCCUUAAGAGUUUAUGUACCUGAUUUCUUUGAAGUUUUUGGUAAUGGCUAUGCAUAGAGUAUGAGUACUGUAAAAGUUAAAUGUAUUAAUGGCAUGGGAAGGUACUGUUUUUGUGAUUACUGAACAUGAGUAAUAACUAUUGAACUGUAUCAUGGUUAAGAUACGUUUUAUGUGACCACUGUGCGGCAGUAAUUAAUGUUUGUAGCUUGUAUUAUGGUGUAGAUACUAUGUGUCCAAAGUGUAGUAUUAAUAAAUGUAGAUUUGAUAUUGUGCACCACACUCAUUUUAUUGACAUUAUUUUGACCUGGUGCUCAGUGUCAGUUUCUGAACACCUGUAGUUCUUGGGGACAAAAAUGGGCUGUAUUACGAGGAAAGUAUCAUUUAUGUAGUGAAAAUGAUGUAGUAAUAAAGUGUAUAGCUUGUAUUAUGAAGAAGUACUGUUUGUAUGAACAGUGUGGCACUUAUAAUUGUAUAUCUGGUAUAAAUGGGAAGGUACUGUUUAUGUGACUAUUAUGCAGUAGUCAUUAACAUAUAUAUCUGGUAUUAUGGUAUAGGUACCAUUGUGCAGCAGUAAUUAUAAAAGUAAUUGCAAUGUUUUAAGUAAAAAAUUUUCUAUCUGUCUUAUUUACCCCGCCUCCGUCCCUCGCUUCACCCUCCUCUUCUGUCUCACUGUAACAUCUUCAGUAUACCAGCUUAGUGCUCCCACAUAUAAUAAUUUCAUGUAGUCUUAUUUUCUCCAUAAUAUUUUUGCUUUUCACAAUCAUUGGAUCAUUCUUUGUCUGGCAUUUGUUGAAGUUUCAUUUUUGAAUGAAUAAUUAUAUUUAUCAAACUAUAUACAAUUUAUUUCCUACAUUAAAUGCUUAUUGCUAUAGAAAAUUUAACUUAAAUACCUUGUAGGAAAACUCAAUAUAACACAUUUUUUGCGUGUGUCAUAAGUCAGUUUAUGUAAGGCCGUUGUAACUAUAAGUUGAGUGUAUAUGUAGUAUCAAGAUUGUAGUAGAGAAUACAUUGUAGCAGUGUAUCAAGACUAGUAGAGAAUACAUUGUAGCAGUGUAUCAAGAUUGUUGUAGAGAAUACAUUGUAGCAGUGUAUCAAGAUUGUUGUAGAGAAUACAUUGUAGCAGUGUAUCAAGAUUGUUGUAGAGAAUACAUUGUAGCAGUGUAUCAAGAUUAUAGUAGAGAGAAUACAUUGUACUAUUUAGUGACCUGAUGAUCAUUAUCAAUCUAGUUUUGUAACAAGCAUAAGAGGGUAUAAAAUACAAUUUAUAUCAACAUUAGUGAUUUCAGAACUGUUGUUUAAUCUUUAGGAACAAAGAAUUGAAUUCAUAUAGAGUACCAGAGAAGUCUUCAUAAAGGAAGUAUCAUGCUGGUAAUAAAGUGCUCUUUAUCCAAGACCUUGAAGUUACCCUUCUGUGUCUCAGGCAUUGUAUGAUCCUUACAUGCAUAGCACUUCCAUAUAUUUUUUUUUAUUUUUAUUAUCACACUGGCCGAUUCCCACCAAGGCAGGGUGGCCUGAAAAAGAAAAACUUUCACCAUCAUUCACUCCAUCACUGUCUUGCCAGAAGGGUGCUUUACACUACAGUUUUUAAACUGCAACAUUAACACCCCUCCUUCAGAGUGCAGGCACUGUACUUCCCAUCUCCAGGACUCAAGUCCGGCCUGCCGGUUUCCCUGAACCCCUUCAUAAAUGUUACUUUGCUCACACUCCAACAGCACGUCAAGUAUUAAAAACCAUUUGUCUCCAUUCACUCCUAUCAAACACGCUCACUUUGUUAGAGAAAUGGGGAUUUUAUUGUGAACAAAUAUUCAUAAAAACGUGUUCUGGUUAAGCACUGUAUGAUUCAUAUGAAAAGAUAUUAAAUCAGUGUUCAUUCAGUAUGUCUGACGUGCAUGAACAAGAGUCUGUUCCAGCAUCACAAAUUGUAGUUCAACCAGAAGAAAAACUGUAUCAAUAUUCAGAGUGUUUGAAAGACUUUUCACCGAAGUCUCAGUGUGUAUCACGUACGAACAUUAAUAAUGGCAAAAAAACACUUCAGUGUUCAGUGUGUCUAAAAGAAUUUUCAUAUAAAUCUGGUUUAACAAGACACAUGAUUGUUCACACUAGAGAGAAACCAUAUCAUUGUUCAGAGUGUUUACAAGAUUUUUCAUAUAAAUCUGGUUUAAUAAAACACAUGAUAAUUCAUACUGGAGAGAAACCAUAUCAGUGUUCAAUGUGCCUGAAAGGUUUUUCCAAAAAGUAUAAUUUAAAAGAGCACAUGACAAUUCAUAGUGGAGAGAAGCUAUACCAGUGCUCAGUGUGUCUAAAAAACUUUUCCCGAAAAUCUUACUUAGAUGCUCACAAGAAAAUUCAUACUGGAAAGAAACCAUACCUAUGUGCAGUGUGUCAGAAAGAAUUCUCAAAUAAAUCUAAUUUAGUAAGUCACAUAAAAAGUCAUACUGGAGAGAAACCAUACCAAUGUUCUGAGUGUCUCAGAUACUUUAUGCAAAAAUCUGAUUUAAUAAAACACAUAAGAACUCACACUGGAGAGAAGCCAUACCAGUGUUCAAUGUGUCUAAAAGAUUUUUCCCGAAAAUCUUACUUAGAAACACACAAGAAGAUUCAUACUGGAGAGAAACCUUAUCAGUGCUCAGAGUGUCAGAAAGAAUUCUCAAAUAAACCUAAUUUAAUUACUCAUAUGAGAAUUCAUACUGGAGAAAAACCAUUUAAGUGUUCAGAGUGUCCAAAAGACUUUUACCAGAAAUCUGAUUUAAUAAAACAUUUAAGAAUUCAUACUGGAGAAAAACCAUAUCAAUGUUCUGAGUGUCUAAAAGACUUUUCCCGAAAAUCUCAUUUAGAAUCACACAUUAAGAGUCAUACUGGAGAAAAACCAUAUCAAUGUUCGGAAUGUCUAAAACACUUUUCUCUUAAGUCUAAUUUGAUAAACCAUAUUAAAAUUCAUACUGGAGAGAAACCAUACAAGUGCUCAAUAUGUCUAAGAGACUUUUCUCAUAAAUCUUAUUUAAUAAGUCACCUAAGAGUUCACACUGAAUGAAAAUCAUAUCAGUUUUUAGAAUGCCCAAAAGACUUUAACAAAAAAAAAAGAAAUUUAAAAAAAAUGUGUGAAAAUUUAUACAAGGGAGAAAUUGCAUCAGUGUUCAAUUUCUAAAAGAGUUCUUACAGAAAUAUAAUUUACUAAAACAUUUCAAAAGUCAUAUGGGAAAAGAAAUAUUGCCAAUGCCGUGUAUGAUUAGAAGAUAAUAAAUUUUUCUGAUCUGCAUGCAGAAGCGAGGUGUCAAAUGCUAACAGAUGAUAAAGUCCUCCAGAGCAUAGGCAAAACGUUGGAAUUAUAAAAGUUUCCCUACAUUUAACAUCUUACCAAUUUUUGAUAUGGUAAGAGGCAUGAAAAUUAACAGAGGAAAAUUUGUAUCAAUCUCCCAAGUGUACCAUAAAUCCCAGUGUACAAAUGGAGUUUUGAUGCUCAUUUUUUUUUUUUUUUAAGCUGAGAGGUCAGCUUAUAUGAUAGGUAUAAAAUGGCAAACACUAAAUAGCAUCUUCAAAAAUCACUCAGUCAUGGGUUGGUACCUCCACCUUUCCUCUCCUCUCUCCAUUCUACCUCUAUUUGAGGAUAUUUCCUCCUUGUGAAUUUCACCUCCUAGGCAGUGGGUAAAAGGGAUCGUUAUUCGUCCCAUUCCAUUGUGAGCCUCGGCAGUGGUGCUGUUAAACAUAGGAAUUGAAUUAUCUGGGGACAUGCUGGACCAUCUUCAGGGCCCUGGAAGGUGGCAUCUAGUGGGGCACAACUCGUAUUUCCUUUCAUAAAGUAUUUCGGAGACAAUCUUGGAUGAAAUUCUUUUCCAUUCAGCCAGUGACACCUAUUGAUUAUCUGAUAAUGACAGUAGCAAGGCACUUGUGAGGCAUGUUGGUCAAACUGUGUCCUUCCAUGCUUUCAAGAAAAGAAUGCACUUUGUUACUGUGAAAGAUGUUGAACACCUGGCAAUCCUUCCCUGUCACAAUACAGUCACAGACACAUUUACACACUGAUAGGUGAAUGUGUUCACCUGCCUUGGUCACAUGUUAUUAUCUAUAAAUUUAUACAAAUUAUUUACAGGUCCUGGCUAUGUUUUCAGAAGUGCUGGAUUGUAUGAAACUCCUUGAAGCAUAGUGUCAGACAAAGUGGCACCCUCAUUGCUAAAGGGGCACUACACCAUCAGCAAUGCCCCCAGUCAGCCUUGGCAUAUGUUUUGCACUGAUUCUCACUGUUCCACACACUGGUAUUGUUCACAUGGAGGAAAUCAGUGAACAUAGGGAAGUAACCAAUUGCCAGUGAAUGGCCAUUGCCGAAGUAGGCACUUAAUUCAUUUAGGUUCAUAAACACUUCCUUGAUUUUGUAUAGCAGGUUGUUUAUGUUGGGUGUAUUCCUGUCUUUGAGACAUGCAAUACUCAUAGCAAAAGCGUGAAUCUGUUGCAAGGGAGGCGGUCGUGGAAGUUUGGGGUACUGAUGUGGUAGUCUGUAAACCAGUACUGUUCUGUAUUGUGCUUGUAACAUCAGGCAUAAACAUGAAUGUGGUAAUGAAUAGACAUAUUUUGGCCACAGUUGUAUGUUUGCACUAGUGCAACCAUGAUGAUUCUGCAACAUGUGUAAUGUCUUUUCAUCUGGCUGAUGAUCAGAUUUAUGGGCAGCUCAUCAAAGUAGCUGGAAAUACUCUAAUCUCUCUCUCUUGACUAACUCUUGGGACUCGUUGGUGAUAGUACAUUCUGGCAGGAUGCCACUAUCAAUGGCUUCAAAAUUGAAAGGAUGUGGCACGAAUGCUGCAUGCGGAUCAUCUGGGUUAUCAUUGAAGUUUUCAAUAUUUCCUCAAUCACUUGUGGCCACAUUUGUCUCAAAUCUACUAAACUUGGGGUCAGCAUCAAUUUCCUCGAAAAGGAGUGUGUUAAUAUGUCUUGGCAUUAGUAAAUUUGUGGGGUUUGCCAUGCUGUUUGCUCUAGCUGGUGUUUAAUUGAAUUGGUUCUUCCAUGAGAUACUACAUACCUGGAGAGUACCUGGAGUGGGUUUUGGAUGUCAUUGCUGCCGUGGCCCAGUCUGAGACGAGGCCUCAUGGUGGAUCAGGGUUUGAUCAACCACACUGUUACUGCUAGCUGCACGCAAACUGAUGUACAAUCCACAGCCCAGCUGGUCAGGUACUGACUUUAGGUGCCUGUCCAGUGCUUUCUUGAAGACAGCUAGGGGCCUAUUGGUAAUCCCCUUAUGUAUGCUGGGAGGCAGUUGAAGUCUUGGGCCCCUGACACUUAUUGCAUUGUCUCUUAGCAUACUCAUGGCACCACUGCUUUUCUUUGGGGGAAUGUUGCAUAUGCUGCUGAGUCUUUUGCUUUCAUAGGGAGUGAUUUUCUUGUGCAAGUUUGGUACUAAUCCCUCUAGGAUUUUCUAUUAUCAAGUAUCCCUCUCACCUGCAUUCCAGGGAAUACAAAUCAAGGGACUUCAAACAUUGCCAGUAAUUUAGGUGCUGUAUCAUACUUAUGUGUACUGUGAAAGUUAUUUGUACACUCUCCAGGUUGGAAAUUUCGCCUGCCUUGAAGGGAGCAGCUAGUGUACAGCAGUAUUCCAGCCUAGAGAGAACAAGUGAGUUGAAGAGGAUCAUCAUGGGCUUGGCAUCCUUAGUUUUGAAGGGUCUCAUUAUCCGUCCUAUCAUUUUUCUAGCAGAUGCAGUAGAUACAUUUUUGUGGUCUUUGAAGGUGAGAUCCUCUGACGUUAUCACUCCCAGAUCCUUCACAUUACUUUUUCACUCUAUUGUAUGGUUAGAAUUUGUUACAUACCCUGAUUUGGUUUUCAUUUCCUCAAGUUUUUCAUAUCUGAGUAGCUGAAAUUUGUCUUGGUUGAACGUCAUAUUGUUUUGAGUGACCCAUUUGAAGAUUUGGUUGAUGUCCGCUUGGAGUCUUGCAGUAUCUUUGAUGGAGGACACUGUCAUGUCAAUUUAGGUGUCAUCACAGAUUUUUUAAUAUGGCACAUGUGGAGUGUGCAGACCAAUUCUGUACUUUUUACCAAAUUUGGAUGCAGGAAAAAUAGUGCAUUGAUCAAUGCUUGGAGAGCUAGCUGAAAUAUGAAGAUCAACUCCUUGACAAUUAAAGGGUUAAUUUACCUCCACUUUAUGUUCACCUGCAUAUUGCUUUUUCCAUCCCUCUUUGUAAAGUUUUGACAGUUCAUGUUUGCUUCUUCCAACUUCCAAGUGUGAAGGCAAUCGUGCCUCCUACAACUUUAUGCUUAUUCUUUGGAUCAGUGCUGUGACAGUUAUGUCACAGCAUUGAUCCAUGCUUCUUUGAUAGCCCUCUUUACGUUGAUCAUAUUUGGCCCUCUGGUGCCAGAUAGGCCUAGGUCUGUCUGGCCUUUGGCAGUGGACUGCCAGUUUAUUUCAGCAUCAGCUGGUCAAACAGCAUGGCAGACACCAGCUGUUCACUCAUCCCCUGUUGUAUAAAUACUUAUAUUCAAGGAAAGUGAUGUUGACCUCAAGUUUAGUGCCUUCUAGAUGAAUGUGGCCACAAGUGAUCAAGGAAAUAAUGCAACCCUCAAUGUUAACCCAGAUUACCCUCUGCCCACCACAUUUGGGUUGUCCCCCAUGCCACUCCAGACACUAAGACCAGCACAACUGGGGUGUCCACCAUGGCUACACCAAACCCUAGGCCCAGCACUUCAGGGGUGGCUGCCAUGGCCACACCAGACCCUAAGUCCAACAACUCUAGGGUAGCUAGCAUUGCUAGUCAAAGGCCACAAUGGGAUUGAAAAUUAAUCAGAAUCAAAUCAAAUCAAAUCAAGUUUAUUCUCUAUGAAGAUUACAAUGUGGUGUUUACAUACUAUAGGAUAUUGUGUGGUUUACAUGUUAUAUAAAACUAAUUACAGGGAGGGCCACUAUCACACCUAGCAUGACUAGGCAUUUUGGGCGGACUAUGAUUAAUUCAAAACUCUAUUAUUACAGAUUAUGGAGCAUAUUGGUAUUAAGGCUGAGUAACUGCAUUACAGUUCAUAAAUUUAGCAAUGUGAAUGGUUUUGUUUUGGUACAACACAUAAUUUCUAUUGAAGCUCCUAUAUUGGAGUAUCACAGGCAAACUUAUGACCAGUUAAGAUUCAUUAGGUAAUAGCUGUAUUACGUAUUUCUGUGUUUAUAGUCAAUUGGGCGAGUGUAGGUGCGAAUUGUGGGGAAUCACAGAUAUCGAGGAGAGGUCUAGGUUGUUUUUUAUGUGGGUAUGAUGCAAGAGAAUAUGCAGUUUUCAUGUAGUUAGCUGAUGGUAGGGUGUGUCAGGGAGAUAAGAUGUUUUCUAGUGGGAGUUUUGAAAGUGAUGAAUGUGUCUGUAGUUCUAGAUUUUUCAGGUAGGGUGUUCCAGACUUUAGGCCCUUUUAUGUACAUUGAAUUUUUGUAUAGCUUUAGCCGGACAUGGGGAAUGCCAUAGAGAUGUUUGUGUCUGGUGUUAUGCCUGUGGGUUCUGUCACAACUAUCAAGAAAGUGUUUUAGGUCAGGGUUAAUAUUGGAAUUUAAGGUUCUGUAAAUGUAGAUUGCACAGUAGUAAGUGUGGAUGUUCUGAACAUUGAGUAAGUUUAGAUCUAUGAAGUGUGAGGGGGGGGGGGGUGUUUCCUGGGAUUGGAUUACAUGAUUAUUCUUACUGAGGCUUUUUGUUGGGUUAUUAUUGGCAUUAGGUGUGUUGCUGCAGCUGAUCCCCAAGUGCAAAUAACAUAAGUGAGAUAGGGAUAAAUGGGUGAAUGGUAUAGUGUGAGAAGGGCAGAUUGCGGCAUGUAGUAACGUAUCUUGGAGAGAAUCCCAACUGUUUUGGAUACUUUUUUUGUUAUGUGUUGGAUAUGGGUGCUGAAAUUCAGGUUGCUGUUGAGGUGCAGGCCUAGGAAUUUGCCCUCAUUAUGGCUGGCAAUAAGAGUGUUGUCGAUCUUAAUGUUCUGAGGACAUGUACAUAACCUUCAUGACUACGACAACUACUACUACAACUAACCCAUCUCUUUGGGAAGGACCUACUUCCACUGGGGAAUCCCGCCUACCAGUGACUAUGCCCUUGUCUGCUACACCUGACGUUAGUAUAUAAGCGCCAGGCUCCUUGCUUCUGCUUCAGAAUCUCCACGACUACGGUGCUCUUCGCACCUACUCCUAGGUUGAGGGACUGAUUACCUCAUCUUCUGUAUAUAGUCCUACUGUCUUCAAGUUAUGUCAUGGAAUUUUUAUUGAUAAAGCCACUGGAUGGCGAAAUGUCUACAAUAAAGAGACCCAGAUGUUGCAAAUAUGUCUUAAUUUCAUCUUGUUGGCAUUAUAUACCAUUCCUGCACAAUUGGUCUUACGAACUGAACUCCAUCGUUAAGUGAGGAGAGGCUGUAUAUAAAUAAUUAGUGUUUCAAAGCUGAUAUGUACAAAACGUAGUGGAGGAUGGUGCUGUGCCAAUGUUCUGGGCACAUAGCUCUGAAUCGUGAAAGGGGUCACAACUGGUCAUGACUGUAGACACAGAAGACAGUGUCCCCGGCAUGCUUAUAUAUUUGGCCAAGGAGAGGUUGACUGAUCCUCUGACCACCACAAUACUCUUGAAGCAGUUAAGUGGCCAGUCAAGAACCACCAUGAACGCUGGUGUAGUCACAACUGGGAGAAGGCUGCUUGAAUGGCGUGUAGCUGACUGGGUGGUUGGCUAUGUGUGGAAGGGGGACCAGUGUAGGUAGAGAGGUCCAUGUGACAUCUCUGAUCUUGGCAAGAUCAGUGCUGUCUUUAUCUUUAUCCCGCAUGAGCUGGAUGACUCAAGCUGACAAUCAAGGCUAAAAUGAAGAAAACAUACAGUUAUACACUACACUCAAUAAAUCAUUCACACAAUAGGCUUACAGCCUUUAGAAAAAAUGGUGAGGAUUAAGAUGACAACACUGCAUAAAUUCAAAACAAGGCUGGAAUAAAUUGGAGUCUAAAACCCUAAACAAGAGUGAAGUUCUUGUUGAAACCAACUUCACCAAAACAGAUGAUAGACAGGAGUGAAAUGAAUACUUGUAGAUUUGAUGGGAGCCACAGGUCUAGCGACUAACACCACAGGUCAGAGAUGCACUCGUCAACUCCCAGGGAGGUUAGUACCAAACUUGCACAUGAAAAUCACUCCCUACGAAAACAAAAGACUCUGCAGACGAUGCAACAUCCCCCCAAUGAAAAGCAGGGGUGCCACUUGGAUGAUAAGAGACAGCACAGUAAGUGUCAGGGGCCCAAAUCUGUUCAUCUGCCUCCCAGCAUACAUAAGGGGGAUUACCAAUAGACCCCUGGCUGUCUUCAAGCAGGCACUGCACAGGCACGUAAAGCCAGUACCUGACCAGUUGGGCUGUGGUUUGUAUGUUGGAUUGCGUGCGGCCAGCAGUAACAGCCUGGUUGAUCAGGCCCCGAUGCACCAUGAGGCCUGGUUACAGACUGGGCCAUGGGGGCAUUGACCCCCAGAACUCUCUCCAGGUAUACUCCCACUGGGUGCAGAAGGGGGGGUAGCAGGAACUAUGCACCCACCCUAACUGAACAAGCAGAAUGCCCAACUAACGACCACCACCGUGCAUUAAUACUUCCCCUACUCCUAUCUAAUGAACUUUUUCCUCACAGAUGUACUGUAGGGUAAAAGAGCCUAGAGAUCCAUUACAGAAUUUAUCCAUACUCCAGUACAACCAUCGACUUUAGUACAGAACCUCAGCCAACAAUCAACAACCAUUCACCUCAGCUGACAAUCAAUAACUCUCCACCUCAGCCCAGUAGGGCCACAGUAUCCCUCUCCACUCUCUUCGCAAUCAUCGACAAAUGCCAACAACCACAAUUUAACCCCUGUGCCAUUCAUGCCAUAGUUCUAAAGGUUUGUACUCUCAGUUCGUGCUGUAGUUAUACACCAUGAGCUCAGCUUACUCAGAUAAGCAUUGAGUGAUAAAUUUAGGCCUAUAUAGUGGACCCCCAGCUUACGAUAUUAAUUCGUUACAGGAGGCUGUUUGGGUGCCGUUACCGAAUGAAUUUGCUCCCAUAAGGAAUAUUGUAAAUUAGAUUAAUCUGUUUCAGACCCCCAAAAAUACACUUACAAAAGCACUUACAAAAAUACACUUACAUAAUUGUUCGAGUUGGGAGCUGAUUGUAAGUCGGGGGUCCGCUGUAUAUGAGAGUAUGGGUUAGCCUGGUAGGUGUGUACCAUGUAAAAAUAAUCCUGCCCCACACAGUAAAUAAUGGGGGGGAAAAAACUUUUUUUGGUUUAAAGUAGCAACCCUGCAGUGUAUUUUCAGAUGGUUUUUAUGGUUGCAUUCUUGGUUUCUUGAUCUCAUUUGACAGAAUGGAAGAUAUAUUACAGAAAUAAGAGGUGAUUUUGAUUGGUUUCAGGACUGAAAGUAGCUUGAAAUUGAGCUCAAAGUAGCAGGAAUCUUUGAUUUUUGCCGAUAUUCCAGAGUAAAUCAAUUGCUUCACUUGUCCAAUACACUUCCAACUGGUUAGUCUAAUAUGCAUUCACAUAAGAACAUAAGAAAGGAGGAACGCUGCAGGAGGCCUGUUGGCCCAUACUAGGCAGGUCCUUUACAAUUCAUACCACUAACAAAACAUUUGCCCAACCCAAUUUUCAAUGCCACCCAAGAAAUAAGCUCUGAUGUGAAAGUCCCACUCAAAUCCAACCCCUCCCACUCAUGUACUUAUCCAACCUAAAUUUGAAACUACCCAAAGUCCCAGCCGCAAUAACCCAACUAGGUAGACUGUUCCACUCAUCAACUACCCUAUUUCCAAACCAAUACUUUCCUAUGUCCUUUCUAAAUCUAAACUUAUCUAAUUUAAAUCCAUUACUGCGGGUUCUCUCUUGGAGAGACAUCCUCAAGACCUUAUUAAUAUCCCCUUUAUUAAUACCUAUCUUCCACUUAUACACUUCGAUCAG